Fomitopsis serialis is the source of this 1730-nucleotide messenger RNA. RefSeq lists its product as uncharacterized. The coding region runs from base 20 to 1597 and encodes 525 amino acids. The record is from RefSeq and is a predicted model, not a curated record. The transcript is spliced from 10 exons. NCBI's taxonomy places the organism in Eukaryota, Fungi, Basidiomycota, Agaricomycetes, Polyporales, Fomitopsidaceae.
GAGGAACUUCCGAGCUCGAAUGCCCUCCCCUUCCUCCGCGGGCGACUCGACACAGCUCGGGGCUCUUGCGGUACAUUUACUGACAUCGCGCUACCUGAACGACGUCAUCUCAAGCAACGAAUGGACGGUUUACCGCAAUGCGGCUCUAUACCACGCCUAUGCCUCGUCCGAGAGCGUAUCUCUUGCUGACGCGAAGGAUGAUGCCUGCGACGAAUGGAAAGAAUACUGUCGACGAUGUUUUGUCCUGGACAAGAACUGGAUCGGCGUCACUCGUGUGGAGCCUGAUACGAGAGCGUACUGCGAAAGUAGCCGGGACGUUCAUCGGUUCAAGAUCGACGAAGAGCUCGGGCUGCUAACAGGCUGGCUUCUGUGGCGGACACCCUCGCAUUACGCUCGCCGUUACACACACGUCGAAUAUGGGCAUGGCUACCUCGUAUUUGAUCGAGCAGCCGGCCAGAAGGAGGUAUGGCGCCUGGCGGAUCAUGUAGACGAUUCCGUGUGCGUCUCUGCACCUGACGCAAGUCAGAUCAACGCAUCACGCAUUGCCGAACGUGCAUACGGCCGUAGCGGACGAGGUUGUCUUCGCCCAUGGACCGUCCUGACGACACCCGACGUCACUCGGUUUUAUCGCGUGGUCUAUCCAACUCUCUUGGCUGCCUCACAGAAUACCGCCUACUUAUGGGACUUGCCUUCCGCCACGCUGGUUCAGACGAUUCAUGGUCUCCAGGCGAGCCACGCUGGCAUGGAGCCACUCGGUGAGAUAUGCUACGUGGAUGUAAAUACACGGCAUGUCGUGCUCUGCGGUGAGAACGGGGUCCGCGUGGUCGGCCGUGAAGACAACACGGUCGUGCUCCACCUUUCUGGCCAAAGGGGCUUCGCGCGAACAGUGCUGAAGCCGGAGCCGACUCUGGGAUCCGACCGAAUCCCUUUGACGAUGUCCCUCCAGACUGAGGUCACGCGCUCAGCAGGCGGACACCGCUGGGGACAGUUUCGAGCAGCGCACUUGUCCGGGAGCGGCCGCGACCUUGCGUGCAUGCUAGCGGACGGGCGCCUUGUGCUGAUCCGCGACUUCGAGUCUAUUGCCGACGGGAACCUUUCCGUCCCAGAAGCUGUACUCGAAGUCGAUCUUACGCACGUGAAUAGUGCGGAUUCAGACGAGGCAACCUACUCACACGGGUUAUACGUGCUAACGCUUGAUGCGCGCGAGCGUGGCUUGGCCGAAUCCUCAGGCCAGCCACGUCCGACUCUAAGAACAUAUCGACAACCUUGCGGCGCUAAGUCUGCAACACGUCGAAAACGGCGUGCCCUCAACCUCCGGACCCCAUUGCUCAAUGCCGCAGACAUAGCCGUGUCAUGGCUCCCGCGCCUGAGCGACCCCACAGUACUCAGGGAGCUCGGCUGCGUGCAACUUCCUCGACAUAAAGUCAGCGUAUCCGCGAACGUCUACCGGGACGACCCAGACUAUUACGAGCCUGACGUCAAGAAUUAUUGGACUGGCGGGCCGAUGUUCCCUCCGAGGUCGCCUCCGAGAGAUAUCGGAUUUGUUGUGUGUUGCGUUGAUUUCAGUGCUCCCGAAUCCCCUGAGAAUAGUUCAUGAACAUAUGAACGACUCAACAUUGUAUUCUCAAUCAGCCAUUGUCCUGUAUCUACACGGUUAUGUUGAGCAGUGAGCACAAAGCUCAGAUGAAUCGGUGACGGUACGAGGGUGAGGCAGGCGGGCCAAACUGGAC